CAAAAAUACGUUGAAUCAAUGGUGUUGGGAGAGAUGCAAUUUUGAUUUCAAUAUCACAUCAAUGCAUCAGAGACUGAAGAUAGAGUGGGAUUUUAGAAACAUGAGUCAGCCACUGAAAGCAAUCGAUUGGGCUGUGACAGAAGAUAAUCAGAAUCCGAAUAAAACUGAUUGGCAUGUUGCAACACUGAACAGAACUUUCAGCGCGGCACUUUAUCAUCUUUCAACAAGCUACGAUGAUUUGGCUUUAAAAUUUCGGAUCAAAUAUGUGCUUCGGGUUAUUCAAGCAAUUUACUACCCCAUCCUCGCAAUUCUUGGUCUCGCUGUUAACAUUGUGACAAUAGUCAUCCUGUCUCAAGGAAAGUGUGGUCUCUCCAGAUGGGUUACUUGUUACCUGGUGGCCAUGUCAGUGGCAGAUUUACUCGUUAUUAUCCUAGAUCUGAUGUUGAGACAUGUUCCAAUUGUUUUUAAGAGACAGUUUAUUUUCCUUCGUUCUGUCCCUUUGUGCAAUAUCCAUGCCGUCCUGCUGCAUGCAGCAAUUGAUUGUUCUGUCUGGUUCACUGUCGCUUUCACCUUUGAUCGUUUUGUCUUGCUUUGUUGCAGAAAGCUGAAAAGUAAAUACUGCACUGAGAGAACAGCGUCUGUAAUUCUCAUCUCAAUGACUGUUUUGAGUGGUUUGAAGAAUAUAUUCUGGUAUUUUAUGUUUUCAGGUUUGUAUCGGCUUCAAAAAGAACCCUGGUUUUGUUACACAUCGCCAGGUGUUCAGUUGUCGUUAGUCUGGGGCUCCAUCGAGUAUGUUCAUUACAUACUUACCCCAGUUAUCCCAUUUAUCCUUAUUCUUCUGCUGAAUGCAUUGACAGCAAAACACAUUUUAAUGAAAUCCAAUGUCCGCAAGAGACUUCGCACUCAAAACAAUGUAAGGAAUGUCAGAGACGCGGAGAUGGAGAACAGAAGACGAUCCUUAAUUUUACUCUUCUUAAUCUCUGCUAAUUUUAUCCUACUGUGGUCAACGUUAUUGUUUUCUACAUUGUGGCAGCGGAUGAAGUUAUUGGGGUAUGCUGUAUGGCUGAAUCGAUAUUGGCGAGACAUUGGCUUCAUGCUGCAGCUACUCAGCUGUUGCACAAAUACCUGUAUCUAUGUUGUGACACAGAAAUUGUUUAGAAAGCAUUUGAAGAACAUUCUACUUUAUUUAUUUACUCUAAAAUUCCAAGUCAUCCAAUGACGCAAAUGUUCAAAAAUUGACAGUAUCGAGAUUUUCUUUAUUAUUAUUAUUUUACUUCACAUUUGACAUACAGGCAAUUCAAAAUUCUUCUUCAUUAAAAUGUCAGGAAAUUUUCAUCAAAGUAGCCAUUUAGUGGGGUGUAAGGCUUGAUCCUCAUUGUCGUUGAUAGGAAUGAGGGCAUGCCACGCAUGGGUCUCAAAUGGUGCAACAGAUUAUGCUGUUCAAAGUCAUUUCAAAAGCAAAACUGGUACUGGUCAUCUUAUUGUGGUCUCUGGACAUAAUUUUUCUCUCAGUUAUUUGAUGGGUGACAAUCCAUAGACGCUGUGCUAAAAUUGGAAUAUUGUUGUGACCUUUCGCCCAUCCCAGAGGUCAGCUCGUUAUAAACUACUGGCCAACAUGAGUAAACGUAAAAGGGGAUCUUCUGUCACGCAGAUAGAUCGACUAUUGUGGGUAGGAUAAGAUCCUUGUGUGCUUGGAGAAUUCUGAGAUGGUCUGAUCAUAAUUUCUUUAACCAUUGUCAUUGGUACGUUGUUUCAUGAAUGAUUGGAAUUCCAUUUUCACAUGACGAAUGGCAGAUUACAAAUUGUGUAUUUCCACUUUCUUUUGGAGAAUUUGCAGAAUGCUUUAUUCCUCACGAAUUGUAGGUGAUGCAUGGAACAAUCCCCAUGUUCCAUGGGUUUUGUGAAUGGUCACAAUUCUUGAAACCAAGUGACAUGUCAAUGUUCUGUCAGUUGAUGCGAUUUUCAAACAUUCUCAAGCAAUAAUGCUCAAAAUUGAAAGCAUUGUCAGAAACCACGGCCGCUGAAAAUCACCAUGAGACACAGGACACCUGCAACUUGAGCAAAAUAGAAGAAGAACACAACCUUCUGCAUCUAAAACACUGGAAUUUAAGCAGCAUCUAACCUCCACAAUACACAAAGAUCGAUAAUCCUUGAUGAUAUUCAGCAAUCCCAUAUACUGGAUAAUCUUGUUCAACAGCAGAGACAGUAGAAAGCAAACAGUUUAUUAGGUUCAACCGAUGGUGACAUAAAGGUACAGCAAAUUUGCAGGGUACACCAGCAUAGGCACAAUGAUAACCAUGCAGAAACCUUCCAUAUCAGUCAAUUCUGGUAAGAUUCAGAGAUGAAAAAUAGAAGUGAAUAAAACUGAUAGAUAUUGGAGCAUGCCACACACAAACAUCAGAUUGAAGAAAAUUUAAAAUUGAAGAGUUACAGAAGAUUAUGUUGAAAUGUCAAACAAUCUGUUUCUUCAUCACUUUGUGCCUUCAACACAACAAAGAACAGAUUAUUUUAACAAGUGUCCGAUUCUCUUUUAUUUUUUUCUCAAAACUUCAAUGCCAUAGCCCGGUGGGGAACAUCACUGCUGUUUUGUAGUGCCUUGUCCAAUACUUCGUUUUUGCGCUGCAACUGGCAAAUGAGCUGAGUGCAAUUACAAAUGUUGAUUACAACAAAACACACAUUGAGCAAAAUCAGCACGAGUUGUCUUUCCUACUCUCUUGUUGUCUGAAUCUCUGGUCUCAGAUUCAUGCCAGUUAACAUUUAUUUUUAAGCCAGGCACAGGGUAUAAAAAUGUAAUCCCCACCGCCCAAAGGCAACAACGAUCGUGAUGAAAUAACGUUCUCUUGAGAUCGAUCUCAGUGUCACACUUCUUGCACACUGCUCCACGAAGAAUGAGAAGACAUUUAUUUCCAAAAGCGGCGACAUAGUUUACAUGGAUAGCAUCUCUGGAGCCCAGCUGGUCAGCCUGAGAGAUGAACAUGGACAAUAAAGAGGGUAGGUCAACUUGUCGAGUCAUUCCCUGCCUUGAAAAGGACAAAUGUAUUCCAUUGAUAGUGAGGAAAAUCUGACACAGAAAUAUGAGUUCCUCCUUGGUGGCUGAGGGUGUAUUGUCGGUUCAGAAAUUGUCAACCUUUCUGGCUCAAUUCCUUCCCAUUCCCUUCUGCUCUGACUUUCUCACUUCACUCUGUCUGUACAGGAUGGGCUGAUAUUGAUGGCGGUGAUCCAUUGCUGCAUGACCUGUAAUCAGGUCUGAAGACAUUUCUGUACAUAGAGAAGCUGGCACAAUAAGACUGUUUGUUUUCUUUACGUGCUGUUUGUUACACUGUAUGAGAAGAGUUUCGUUAUAAGAUAUCGGAGAUCACUCAGCCCUGGAUUGUGAAUAGAUCCAGGAGGCAUCAAUUGAGGGGGCCAAGAAGGGAAAAAGUGCAUUGAGGUGAUUGUUUAUGUUUUUUUUACUUCUGU
Stegostoma tigrinum is the source of this 3459-nucleotide messenger RNA. Its product is annotated as probable G-protein coupled receptor 139. Gene Ontology annotation, cellular component: membrane. Gene Ontology annotation, biological process: G protein-coupled receptor signaling pathway. Gene Ontology annotation, molecular function: G protein-coupled receptor activity. The transcript has 2 exons. Bases 62 to 1219 code for a protein of 385 amino acids. The record is from RefSeq and is a predicted model, not a curated record. Lineage: Eukaryota; Metazoa; Chordata; Chondrichthyes; Orectolobiformes; Stegostomatidae.